Messenger RNA from Hydractinia symbiolongicarpus, 1015 nucleotides. RefSeq names its product 6-pyruvoyl tetrahydrobiopterin synthase-like. Bases 238 to 654 code for a protein of 138 amino acids. The transcript is spliced from 2 exons. The record is from RefSeq and is a predicted model, not a curated record. NCBI's taxonomy places the organism in Eukaryota, Metazoa, Cnidaria, Hydrozoa, Anthoathecata, Hydractiniidae. Gene Ontology annotation, cellular component: mitochondrion.
AAAGUCGUUUUGUGAUCCAUUAACAUGAGAAGCAUUCCCUAGCUCUGGAUGACCUCGGCGGAACAUUGAAGUAACCAUACACCAACAUAUCUUAUUACAAUGUCAAAAACAACACGCAUCACAAUACAUAAUUAGCGUCAAUAUAGUCGUUAGAAUGUACGAGUGUCCAGAGAUUUAAAAAAUCGUCCGUAAAACGCAGUAGUAGAAAACACAUUGACUGCUUUCUCUCUCAUCACGAUGGCUUCACCUGUGGUGUAUUUAUCAAGGAAAUUAACUUUCAGUGCUGGCCAUCGCUUACAUACAGACAAAUUAACAGACGAGGAAAAUAAAACGUUUUUUAGAGCGUGUAACCGUUCACAUGGGCAUAACUACACAGUCCAGGUUACUUUGCGCGGACCUAUCGACCAGCGGACUGGUAUGCUUAUCAACGUGCUAGACUUGAAAGCCUACAUGCAGCAGUGUAUCAUGGACCCUUUGGAUCAUAAACACCUCGACCAAGAUGUCCCCUACUUUAAAGAGAAAGUUAGCACAGUUGAAAACAUCCUCCUCUUUAUUUGGGACGGGAUGAAAAAUGUUUUACCCAAUCCGAAGUUGCUUUUUGAAGUCAAAAUUUCUGAAACAGAUGAUAGUAUGGCAUAUUACAGAGGCGAAUAAGUUUUCAGUGUAAUGACAUUUUGGAGGGAAAAUAUCGCGUGAUGGAAUGUGAAAACAGCUGUAAAUAAAAUUGUAAUUAGAAUUUUCUUUUUACAUUUUUUAUUUUAAUUUUACUUUUGUGCUACGUCAGCCCACAUUUGACAUGUUCGUUUAAAAUAAUCUUUCAAGAGAAUAGUAAUUAAAAGGUGUUAAUUGCAAGAAAAUGCUCGUUGUUGUGAAUUCGUUAUCGUAUUAUUCUCAUACACAAGUCGAGUUGAAUCUAUUAAAGUUUUCGCACUUCUAAGUUUGCUGUUGCUCUGCUGUAAAUAAAGGAAUAUGGAUUUUGAUAUGAUUAAUACUCUAAUAUAAGUUAUACUUCAAA